AUGAAGGCGUUCCGGUUGGCAGACAACUCCGAAACGACUCUCGAGAAGACCAAGAAUCUAAAACAGUCCACAUUCCGCUCGGUGUGUGGUCGGUUUGUCUCUGCUUCGGUGAGUCGAGGACGGGUUGUUGGAGACCUGGUCACUGGCACUUCGUACUGCGUAAAAGACCGUAGUCAAGGCCGUCCCAACUUUGUGUUCCCCUUCUUCAACGGCAAGACGCCCUCUUUCAUCAGAUGGAAGCGAGCUACAGCCAUCUCCAUCUUGAACAAGCUCAGCGGUGAUCUUGCUCGCAGAGGUAACAGGACUGGUUUUUUCAUGGAUCGGAUUCCAUACGAUGUCACGGUGAAGAAAAUGUACAAGUUUUAUCAUUUCGAUCCUGUUGGACCCGAGCUCGUUAUUCAGGUACAAGGGAGAUUCUAA
Yarrowia lipolytica CLIB122 is the source of this 420-nucleotide messenger RNA. RefSeq lists its product as uncharacterized. Lineage: Eukaryota; Fungi; Ascomycota; Dipodascomycetes; Dipodascales. The record is from RefSeq and is a predicted model, not a curated record.